Messenger RNA from Lolium rigidum, 1340 nucleotides. Its product is annotated as probable hexosyltransferase MUCI70. The transcript has 3 exons. The record is from RefSeq and is a predicted model, not a curated record. Bases 177 to 1235 code for a protein of 352 amino acids. NCBI's taxonomy places the organism in Eukaryota, Viridiplantae, Streptophyta, Magnoliopsida, Poales, Poaceae.
CGAUACCCGUCGCGGAUGAUCCGGAUGCUGUCGUGAUUCCAAAGAGGACUCCGAAUGCGAUCGUCAAGAAGCUGUCGUAUCUAACAGUUGACAAACGGGACAAGGAUUCUCCGCCGUUGUUUGGAGGACGUCAGAACUGGAAACAGAGGGAGGAAAGCUUUAAGCUCAAUGCUACCAUGAAGGUGCACUGUGGAUUUAUGAAAAACAGUGGCGCAGACAUGGAUGAUGUUGACAUGGAGUACAUACAGAAAUGCAAAUUUGUGGUUGCCUCCGGUAUUUUUGAUGGUUACGACAUUCCUCAUCAACCAUCAAAUAUUAGCCUUCGGUCUCAAAAGUUGUUCUGCUUCUUGAUGGUGGUGGAUGAUGUAUCCCUUGACUUUAUUGAAAAGAACGUCACUGUCAGAGUCGACAAUGCAGGGGGGAAAUGGGUUGGUAUAUGGCGACUUGUAACAUUGCAUCACCCUCCAUUUGAUGAACCUAGAAGGAAUGGAAAAGUACCAAAGAUAUUGACGCAUAGACUGUUUCCUCGAGCUUGGUAUAGCAUUUGGAUUGAUGGGAAAAUGGAGCUUAUGGUUGAUCCGCUGCUUAUUCUUGAAAGGUUUUUGUUUCUGAAACCUCAACCAAGGUCAUUUUGCUUUGUUGAAGGCCUGAAAAUAGAUUUACCGCUGUUAAUUCUGUGCAGAUACCUGUGGCGGGGGAAAUAUACAUUUGCUGUGGCUGUCCAUAAGCACCAUAGAAGCAUAUAUGAGGAGGGUGAUGCAAUCAAACGGAGGAAGCGAUAUGCUCGGCCUUUGGUCGAUCUUCAGAUGAAGAUAUACUAUCACGAGGGGAUGGAGCCUUGGGAAGCAAACAAAAGGAUGCCCAGCGAUGUGCCAGAGGGAGCGGUGCUGAUCAGAGAGCACACGACGAUAGCCGAUCUGUUCAGCUGCCUCUGGUUCAACGAAGUCAAUCUUUUCACUCCUCGUGACCAGCUCAGCUUCGGCUAUGUGCUUCAUCGGCUCGGAGACGCUCUUAAACUCUUCAUGUUCCCCAACUGCGAGUACAAUUCAUUGUUUGUCUUGCACAGACACACAAGGGAGCACUCGUCGAAGGUCGAGUGGGCUAAGACGAUCGACGAGAUCGUGAAGAAGGGAUUGAAGGAGAGCAGGGGAGGGUUGGGGCUGUGGACUCCGUAUCCCGCAGACCUCAGCUCUGUUGAACUCCCCGCUGUAAAAAGAACUUCACAGGCAUCAUGAUAUUUUGUUGUGUAAAGUAGAACACUCCUUUUUUGGGUGGUGUGAGCAAUGUAAUUUGAUGUAGAUUCUGCUGCAGAUGAGAUACGAAUUCACUACAGGUUAGUU